Molecule: messenger RNA, 862 nt
Organism: Sus scrofa (pig)
Lineage: Eukaryota; Metazoa; Chordata; Mammalia; Artiodactyla; Suidae
Gene: BRI3
Product: brain protein I3
Source: RefSeq, a predicted model, not a curated record
GAGGCGCGGGGGGAAGCCCGCGGCGCCCGCCUCCAGGGGGCCCAGCCCCGCGCCGCCGCCGCCGCCGCCGCCGCCGCCGCCGCCGCCGCCCGCGAGGACGGGGUCCAGCUGCCGGGCGUCCGGGCGUCCCCGCGAGUCCGAGGCGGAGCCGGAGCGGGAGCGCGAGCAGGAGCCGGGCCGGGCGCGGUGGGCGCCGCCCGCCAUGGACCACAAGCCCCUGCUGCAGGAGCGGCCGCCCGCCUACAACCUGGAGGCCGGCCAGGGCGACUUCGCGUGCGGCCCGCACGGCUACGGCGCCAUCCCCGCCGCCGCCCCGCCGCCGCCCUACCCCUACCUCGUCACAGGGAUACCCACCCACCACCCCAGGGUCUACAACAUCCACAGUCGAAAUGUCACCCGGUACCCUGCCAAUUCCAUCGUUGUUGUUGGAGGCUGCCCUGUCUGCAGGGUCGGGGUUCUGGAGGACUCCUUCACCUUCCUGGGCAUCUUCUUGGCCAUCGUCCUGUUCCCCUUUGGGUUCAUCUGCUGUUUCGCCUUGAGGAAGCGAAGAUGCCCCAACUGUGGCGCCAACUUUACUUAAAGGGAACUCCACACGUGGCUUUCCUACUCCCAGCUCUCUUUUUCUAAUGUAAAUGUUGUGUACAAUAGCUUUAUUUGAUUAAUCUUCAGGACUGUUUUGUAAAGUGGUGGGUGGCUUGGGCGCCGCGAGGAGCCGGUUUCGGGGAGUGUGGACGCGCAGCAGCAGCACUGCUCCCAGGGUUAAUGACCGCUCAGUCAAGCACUGCUUUUAUUUUUUGCAGUCUUCAAUUUGAGAAAGGUGAGAAAUACUGUUUUAAAUAAAUGAGAUCCAUACCGUUGUUUA